Molecule: messenger RNA, 1973 nt
Organism: Glycine soja
Lineage: Eukaryota; Viridiplantae; Streptophyta; Magnoliopsida; Fabales; Fabaceae
Product: sugar carrier protein C-like
Exons: 4
Coding region: 155-1711 (518 amino acids)
Biological process (GO): monosaccharide transmembrane transport
Cellular component (GO): membrane
Molecular function (GO): monosaccharide transmembrane transporter activity
Source: RefSeq, a predicted model, not a curated record
UCCAAAAGCUCCAUCCUGUUUCUAUUUCCCUGUCUCUGUUCUCUUCACCAUUCUCUUUCUUCUUUGUUUCAAGUUUCAACAACCCAGAUUCACUCUCUCUCUCGUAAUUUUCUCUCUUAUUGAGGCUAGAAAAAGAGAGCAAAAAAACUAAAAAAUGCCUGCGGUCGGAGGUAUAAACACCGGAGGGGGCAAGGAGUACCCUGGAAGCCUCACUCUAUUUGUGACGGUAACAUGUAUAGUUGCAGCCAUGGGUGGUUUAAUCUUCGGUUACGAUAUCGGAAUUUCAGGUGGAGUGACGUCCAUGGAUCCGUUUCUGCUCAAGUUUUUUCCGUCAGUGUUCCGGAAGAAAAACUCCGACAAAACGGUGAACCAGUACUGCCAAUACGACAGCCAGACACUGACGAUGUUCACGUCGUCCUUGUACCUCGCCGCUUUGCUGUCGUCGUUGGUUGCCGCCACCGUCACGCGUAAAUUCGGCCGGAAACUCUCCAUGCUUUUCGGAGGCUUGCUUUUCCUCGUCGGUGCCCUCAUCAACGGUUUCGCCCAACACGUUUGGAUGUUAAUCGUGGGUCGGAUCUUGCUCGGGUUCGGUAUCGGCUUCGCCAAUCAGUCUGUGCCACUCUACCUAUCUGAAAUGGCUCCAUACAAAUAUAGAGGAGCAUUGAACAUUGGCUUUCAGUUGUCCAUCACUGUUGGUAUCCUUGUGGCCAAUGUGUUGAACUAUUUCUUUGCUAAAAUCAAAGGUGGUUGGGGAUGGAGGUUGAGUUUGGGAGGUGCUAUGGUCCCUGCCCUUAUAAUCACAGUAGGAUCACUAGUCCUUCCAGACACUCCCAAUUCCAUGAUUGAAAGGGGUGAUCGCGAGAAGGCCAAGGCUCAGCUUCAGAGAAUUCGCGGCAUCGACAAUGUUGAUGAAGAGUUCAAUGACCUUGUGGCAGCAAGUGAAUCCUCUAGCCAAGUGGAGCACCCUUGGAGGAACUUGUUGCAAAGAAAGUACAGACCCCACCUCACCAUGGCAGUGUUGAUUCCAUUCUUCCAGCAACUCACUGGAAUCAAUGUCAUCAUGUUUUACGCGCCGGUCCUGUUCAGCUCCAUCGGGUUUAAGGAUGAUGCUGCUCUAAUGUCAGCUGUGAUCACCGGCGUUGUUAAUGUUGUCGCAACUUGUGUCUCAAUUUAUGGUGUUGACAAGUGGGGUAGGAGAGCCCUUUUCCUUGAAGGUGGAGUCCAAAUGCUCAUUUGCCAGGCUGUAGUUGCAGCUGCAAUUGGAGCAAAGUUUGGAACUGAUGGGAACCCAGGUGAUUUGCCAAAGUGGUAUGCAAUUGUUGUGGUUCUCUUCAUUUGCAUUUAUGUAUCAGCAUUUGCCUGGUCAUGGGGUCCCCUAGGUUGGUUGGUGCCUAGUGAGAUCUUUCCCUUGGAGAUUCGUUCGGCUGCUCAGAGUAUCAAUGUGUCGGUGAACAUGCUUUUCACUUUCUUGAUUGCACAAGUCUUCUUGACAAUGCUUUGCCACAUGAAGUUCGGCUUGUUCCUCUUCUUUGCCUUCUUCGUGUUGAUCAUGACAUUCUUCGUCUACUUCUUCUUGCCCGAAACAAAGGGCAUUCCAAUUGAAGAAAUGGGGCAGGUUUGGCAGGCACACCCCUUCUGGUCCAGAUUCGUGGAGCAUGAUGAUUAUGGCAAUGGUGUUGAGAUGGGAAAGGGAGCUAUUAAAGAAGUGUAGUUAGUCCUCGUCUUGGUUUAUUUUUCUCAAUGACUAGCGUUUUAGCUUUUGUUGGUAAAUCAUACUAUUGGUUUCAAUGUAUUGAAUUGUUCCUAAAAAUUAAAAAGGGUUAUUUUUCUUAUGUAUCCCCUGCUUCUUCAUAUGAAGCAAGUUUACAGGAUACUUUUCUAUAUUAAUCCAAUUGCACAAAUUGUUAUGCCUUUGAAAACAUCAAGUUGGAUGUACACUCAUACCUCAUAGACAUCCGAUUUCUUAUCCUUUA